This is a messenger RNA of Lethenteron reissneri (Far Eastern brook lamprey), 6550 nucleotides long. RefSeq names its product vitamin D 25-hydroxylase-like. Gene Ontology annotation, molecular function: oxidoreductase activity, acting on paired donors, with incorporation or reduction of molecular oxygen, reduced flavin or flavoprotein as one donor, and incorporation of one atom of oxygen; iron ion binding; heme binding. Gene Ontology annotation, biological process: xenobiotic metabolic process. Gene Ontology annotation, cellular component: intracellular membrane-bounded organelle; cytoplasm. NCBI's taxonomy places the organism in Eukaryota, Metazoa, Chordata, Hyperoartia, Petromyzontiformes, Petromyzontidae. The record is from RefSeq and is a predicted model, not a curated record.
UGUGACGGGGUUGAUGGUUCACGUGGUCCCCCCGACUGUAGGGGUCGCUCCACUCCACUCCACUCCACGCGUUCCGCUCCUCCUCUCGCAACCCGCGUCUCCGAUUGCGCGAUGAGUGAGCCGCGCUUCCAGUGUACAGCGUCGCUUCGAAUAGCCCAUCCUGCACACCGUGCUGCCGACUCCAUGCCCCCCUGCUCACGUCAAGACUCGAGACCAAAUGGGAUGCAGCGGUGAUGCAGUGGAACCCGGCCACCUGAGCUCGAUUCCUGGCCACGGCUAACAUCAGUGAUCGCACGCCUUCUGCGGAGCAACGUCAACUCGGGCAUACGAGACAGAGACGCAUAGACAUCAAGAGGUGCAUUCGUAGAGACGCACAGUGACAUGCGCACACAGACACACACGCUUACCCAAACGCAACAUACACCAACGAUGUCACGCACGAAGAGCCGACGCACACUGUAAUAUAGCCAAACACUCACACACACAGAACUACACAACUACACACACUGGCGCAUCAGCAACACAGACGAACACACACCAACAAAACAGACACGCAUUUUUGACCCAAACACAUUGACAAACACACACUUUGACCCACACACCGACACGCGCACACAUAUCAAACCGCACACACACUCACGCAUAGUCGCCCCCACACACAGAUAGCCAACCACACACGCAGACACUGACACCCACGCUUUGACCCACACGGACAACCAACUACACACCCACGGAUAGCCACCUACACGCGCAGAGCCACACACACGCAGAGAUCCACACACACACACGCAGAGAUCCACACACACACACGCAGAGAUCCACACACACACGGAGAGAUCCACACACACACGGAGAGAUCCACACACACACAGAGACACACACACGGAGAGAGCCACACACAGAGAGAAACACACACACGCACAGAGCCACACACACAGAGAGCCACACACACGCACGUCCAACCAUGGCGUGCCAUCUCGCGGAGGGCCCCGGCCAGUCGUGUCCGGCCCCCGCGCGUCUCCCCGCCGCGGCCUCGCCCCUGGGCCUCUCCGCGCUCUCCGUGGCCCUGCUGCUGCUGCUGCUCCUGCUGCUGCUGCUGCUGCUGCUCGUGGUGCUGCGAUUGUGGAGGGGAUCCCGGCGCCUUCCCGAGGGGUUCCCGCCGGGACCCCGGGCGCUGCCCUUGGUCGGGAACCUCCUCUCGCUGGGGGAGCAGCCGCACGUGACGCUGACGGAGCUGGCGAGCCAGCACGGAGCGGUGUACUCGGUGUGGCUGGCCACCAUCCCGGCCGUGGUGGUGUGCGGCUACGAGGCCGUGCGCGAGUGCCUGCAGCUGCGUGCCACCGACUUCGCCGAUCGCCCGUGCCUCCCGCUCUUCCAGCGCCUCACGGGCAUGCGUGGCCUCCUGAACGCGCGGUUCGGCCCGGGCUGGGCCGAGCAGAGGCGCCUGGCGGUGUGGAGCGUCCACGCGUUUGGCACGGCGAAGCCCGACUUUGAGAGUCUCCUCCAGGCGGAAUGCGCCCACCUGCUGGAGGCUAUGGACAAAGCCUUCGAGGCAGCCGAUACAGAAUCAUCGUCGUCGUCGUCAUCGCAUUCAUCAGCAGCAGCAGCAUCCAGAUCACCAACAGCAAACGCGUCGUCAUCAUGUGAUCUAUCAUCAGUAGCAGCAUGUGCUUCAUUAACACCAUCAAAAUCCCGAAAAUCAUCCGAUGCUUCACCACCACAAUCAUCGUCAUCAGCAGUAGCAUCGUCAUCAGCAGCAUCAGCAGCAGCAUCCCCUUCAUCUUCACCUAAGCGAGACCCAAGCGCGGCCGCCGCCGGUGGCAUCGACCCGGGCCCUCUCAUCACGAGCGCGGUGUCGAACGUCACCAACCUGGUGAUCUUCGGCGAGCGCUUCGAGUACGGCGACACGGAGUUCGAGGGCAUGGUGCAGAUGUUCAGCGAGAACGUGGCGCUGGCGGCGAGCGCCUGGUCCUUCCUCUACAGCGCCUUCCCGCGCCUCGUGGGGGCGCUGCCCUUCGGCUCGCACCGCCGCCUCUUCGCCAACGCGGAGCGCGUGCGCGAGUGCCUCGUGAGCCUCACCGAGAAGUUCUCGCGCGGCCGCGUGCCCGGCGAGCCGAGGCACAUGGUGGACGCCUACCUCGACCAGGUGGACGCGGCAGAGGAGGCGGCGGCGGCGGUGGCAGCGUUGGAGGCGUCGUCGUCGUCAUCAUCAAGAACAAUGGCAUCAGGAUCACCAGAAACUACAUCAUCAUCAAUGUCAUCGUCUAGGUUAUCACCGCCACCAUCAUUGUCGUCUUUAUCGCCAUUAUCACCGCCAUCACCUACAUCAUCAUCUACUUCACUACAACCACCAUCAUCAUCAUCACCGCCAUCAUCAUCAUCAUCGCCACCAUCAUCACCACCAUCAUCACUACCACCACCACCAUCAUCAUCACCAUCAUCACCACCACCACCAUCAUCAGCACCUACAUCAUCACCACCACCAUCGCCUACAUCACCACCACCAUCGCCUACAUCACCACCACCAUUAUCACCUACUUCACUACAACCACCAUCAUCAUCCCCACCACCAUCAUCAUCCCCACCAUCAUCAUCAUCACCUACAUCCUCACCACCACCAUCAUCGUUCACGCGAGACAACAUGAUCUUCACGAUCGGCGAGCUCUUCAUCGCUGGAACCGAGACGAGCAGCAACACUCUGCGCUGGGCCAUCCUCUACAUGUGCCUCUACCCAGAGCUGCAAGACGAUCUGCACGCGGAGCUGACGCGCGCGCUGCGCGGCGAGCGUCGCGCGCUCCGCCUGUCGGACCGCGCGCGCACCCCGCUGCUCGAGGCCACGCUCCACGAGGUCAUGCGACACGCCACCAUCGCGCCCCUCGGCAUCUUCCGCGCGGCGACGCGCGACACCUCCCUCCGCGGCUUCGCGGUGCCCCGCGGCACCGUGGUGGUGGCCAACCUCCACUCGGCGCACCGCGAUCCGAGCGCCUGGUCCCGCGCGCACGAGUUCCUGCCGCAACGCUUCCUCGACGCCGACGGCAGAUUCGUGCGUCGCAAGGCGUUCGUGGCCUUCUCCAUCGGCCGCCGUCACUGCGUGGGAGAGAAGCUGGCGCUCAUGGAACUCUUCCUGUUCCUCGCCUCCAUGCUGCACAGGUUCCGCUUCAGCCUGGCCGGGGGUGGCGCGCCCGACCUGCGGCCCCGCCUCGGCUUCACCCUGCAGCCGCGACCCUACCGCGUGAGCGCCACGCGGCGGUAGCGCGGGUGGCGCGGGUGGCCGCGUUAGGGGUGGCGUGGAGCGGGCGUGGGGUGGGACAGCCACCAUCACCCAAAGGGCAUCCGCGGCGGAGACUCAGGAACCAUCGCGUUCGGAAGGUGGCCAACCGCUAAGGAUGGAACGAUCACCCGCUGUGAAAUGGGGAACAUCUCUUGGGGGGCCACCGGAGUAGGUUCGAAUGAAGGUGCGAGGUGCCAGUCACAGGGUGGCAACCGCGAAGGACUGAACUAUUGCCCGAGUGAGGAUGACUGGAGACUGGAGAGAGAGAACGCCACCCUUUCUGCAGCGGUCACCGACGACUCCAAGGAGAUGGGUUGGCAACCAGGGAGACGGAGCGGUCAUCUGUGAGAUGGGAACUACCUUCUGGGUGGCCACGGUCGAAUAGAGAGGCAAGAGGGGUUCCAUGUAUAGGGUGGCCACCCGGGUGGCAACCGGGGAUAUGGAACUCUCUUUCCCAGAGAUGCAUUGGGGUUCCACUGAAGACAGAACGACAAUUUAUAGAACUGAACUCGCCGGGGGCAUAAGGCAGUACGCUAACCGCUGCGCCACCACUCCCCUACCCCAUUUAAUAACGCACACGGGUGCACUUUAACUGAACGCACGCGUUGGGCUUGUUCCGCGUAAACUCGGCGUGCAUCCGACAGGCAGAUCGCUCGUUCAUGGAAUUUGCCAAACAUCCCCAUGUAGCAGGGCCCUCCAGACAAAACAACGUCUCUCGAGACCCGGCAAGUGUCCAUCACGGGACGGCUGCUUCGUGAAUGUCUGCAGUCAAUUCGCUUCCAUGGCAGGCGCGCCUCCUCGUUGACGAUGGGCACGGCAGUCGACAGAGGCCACGUCUCGGAUACUUUUAUUGAACCCCACGCUCGCACAUCGUCUCCCUCGUCAGCCCACUCCUUUAUUUACAAGCCGCGACGCGCCGUGCCGCACCCUAAGGCAAGGGUUCUCACACCGCUGUCAUUCGGUAAUUACUGCACUACCCCCCCCCCCUCCCAUUGGGGCACGAUCUAUCCACUGCUGGAUGGAGGACUCCCCAAACCAUCAUCACGAGCGGUGCUGCGACACCACGAUACAUCCACACGUCCCUCAUCGCUCCAUCUCCUCCGCGGUGGUGACGGCCACCCUCGCGGGCGCGUUCCCUCCUUCGGCUGCCAUUCCAUCACUGAUCUCGUCCAUCGCCCAUCAUCGCCCAUCAUCCCUUCGAAGUCGCCCUGUCCUCUGAACCAAUCUCGCCGAACUUUCCUCACAGUCGCUAUUACGUCCGCUCGGCAUAAAUUAUAUAUAGAUACAUCUGACGACUGUGUCCCUGUCUGUCUCUCUCUCCCUGCCGCUCGGUGUAAAGCCCAUCGUGCUCGUCUCGCAACUUUCGUUCGCGCGGCUCACGCCUCCACGACGCUCCGACUGGCACCCUUCUCCAGGCGCCGUCGGUGCGCGCGCAGCCGCGCGGCGGCUCAGUGUAGGAGCCGGACAGUGGCGGGGGUGGUGGUGGCGAUGCACGCGGCUCAGUGUGGGAGUCGGACAGUGGUGGUGGUGAUGGUGGUGGUGGCGAUGCACGCGGUUCAGUGUGGGAGCCGGACAGUGGCGGUGGUGGUGGCGGUGGUGGUGGCGAUGGUGGUGGCGAUGCACGCGGCUCAGUGUAGGAGCCUGACAGUGGUGGUGGUGGGGGUGGUGGUGGUGGUGGCGAUGCACGCGGCUCAGUGUAGGAGCCGGACAGUGGUGGUGGUGGUGGUGGCGAUGCACGCGGCUCAGUGUAGGAGCCGGACAGUGGCGGUGGUGGUGGUGGUGGCGGCGAUGCACGCGGCUCAAUGUAAUCGCGCACCAGGGAGGCAGCAGCGAGGGUUGAUGAUGGAUCCCCGCAUUCCAACGCUGUGACAAUCCCCGGUGCCACUGGGGAGGAGCCGUACCCUGGCUCUGCCAGGAGGAAAACAGGACAGCAAGAGGGCGCCGGCUGUUUCCAUCUGUACGGGGAUAUUAUUUCCCCCUCGCACGCAAGGUGCGGGGUUUCUCCGGGUGCUCCGGGUUCCUCCUCCCCACGUCAAUAAUACUACUAAUAAUAACCACACUAAACGCGACUCGUCAUCCAUUGGCUUGUUACAAAUCAACACCCGCAGAGUCCUGCGACUCCUUGCUGUGUGGCCGCGCGCGUGUCCCGAGUCUCGCUGCCUGACGACGAAGGCGCCUCGCGGGGAGGCGCCCACACCGAGUGUGCCGCCUCGAUCGGGCCCGGCAGACCACCGAGAUCCACAUCAAUUAUGGGGGGGGGGUGGUCCUAUGCCCCCCUCCCCAGUGUAACCUAAGAGGCACUGUUACAAUCGCUAUCAUCAUUACAAUCAAAGUACAAUCGUUAAUGUUGUUGUUACAGCAGUUUUGUGUUUAGAGAAAUAUGUUAUAAAAGCUUAAAAAACGGACACAUUUUCAUCAUCAUCGUCGCCGUCGUCUUGACAUCAGCGUCACUGUUAUUGUUUUUACGUCGUGAACAUCGUUCUUUCACCCGACGUUAAAAAACAACCUGGGUUGUAGAUUUGGCACGGUGCUGCUGGUACGGGUUCCCCGAUUGUAUAACCCCCCCAACCACUCCCCCCACCAUCACUGCUCUCAACAACACGUGGAACACACACACACACACAGUUCUCAUCAGCGCUGUCACGCGUUUAUCAAUCAUCAGGCGCGUGAAAGCGUGCAACGAUUUAAAAUAUACAUUUAAAAAAAAUAAUUAUCGUUUUAGUUCACAGACGACAUUGGGUAAAUGCUGGAGCGUCGCUCGCACACGUGUGGAAGCGUUCUGCACAACCGGUCACUGGUUCCUCGUUUUUCACUGCACAACCGAGCCGUGCCAGUAUUGUUUUUCCCACUCUGUAGAAGCCGAGCCGUGCCCUUGACGGCACACGCAAUUCGCACAUUAUCAGCCCCGUCUCUGGCCCUGUUUGGCCUGCCAGCCAGAUCCAGUCGUUUUCUUGUGAUGCCGGCAGCACACAUGUCACGAUUUUGGUUUCGUCUCAGCUUUGCCAACUGAUCCAGUGGGGGAAAAAAAAACUACCACCCGUGCCAUGCUGGCCCCGUGCUGGCUCGGCUCGGAUAUACAAGUGGAAACGGGGUAUUGUUGCUGGAAACAAUGUGCGACCGCUUGCCAGCACGCGCGCCAGUGUGAAUUUGGUGAGCUCCCUUUUAUUUAGCCAUGUUCGCGGUCAACGAUGACCGCUGAAGUGGUCAAUGGCCACAUCGAGUCCAGUCUGUGGCCUCCCAUGUGGUCAUUCUCUUAGCCUCGUCCACUGUAAGGGGCAU